CAAUUACAAAGUAUAUUAUUUUUAAAUUUUUAAAUUUUAAAUUUUAAAUUUUAAAUUAAUUUAAAUUUAAAUUUAUUUUUAAAAAAUUUUAAAAAAUUAAAUAAAGAUACAUUCUUUUAUUCAUACCAUACAUUUUUAUAUAAAUAAUACAAUAUAUAUCUAUUUGGUAUCAUAAUAACAAUAAUAAUUAUAAUAAUAUAUUUAUAAAUAAAUAAAUAGUAUAAUAUUAAUAUUAAUAGUAAUAUAUUUAUAUAUUUCAGAUAAUUUUGUUUUUUUCUUAAAAUAAUUAAUUAAAUAUUUAAAUUAUUAUUAUUUUUUUUUCUUAUUUUUAUUUUAUUUUAUUUUUUAUUUAUUAAUAAAAUAAAAAAAAUUUAAAUAAAAGUUAAUAAUUAUAAAUCCAAAUAAAGUUAUACAAAAAAUAAAAAAAUAAAAAAAACCCCACAUAAAAUUUUUUUUAAAAAAAAUCUUAAACACAUCACCCCAAUCAAAUAAUCAAAUCAAAAACAUUGGUAUAAUACUUUUUUUUUUAUUUUUUUUUUUUAGUAUAUAUAUAUAUAAUUACAACAAAGAAAAAUGACAACAGACUAUGAUCAAGAGUUUCAACAAUAUGAACAUAAAGUUUUUGGAAAACCAAUUUCAGUAUUAACAUCGAGUCAAUUAAAGAGUGCCAUUGCACAAAGAGGUGGUGUCAUUAAAACCUCGUUUUAUUAUAAAGAUGAUUUAAUCAACAGAUUAAAAGAGUUACUUAAAGAAGAAAUGAUGAACAAUAAUGCCAACACAGCAGCAGGGAUUCUCAGUAGUAGCAUGGGUGGUACUGGCAGUCAAAUCAAUUCUUUAAAUAGCAGUGGAGUUGGCAUUGGAAGUGGCAGCGGCGGUUCUCUUAACAAUAGUGGAGUUGGCUUAAAUAUGAAUGGUAGCAACGCAAAUAUCAUGACUCCAUCAACCCAUUCACCAAACAACUUGACAAUAAGCGAAAAGAAAAGGGCAAUGAAUACACUCGAUUUCGACGACUCCUCCUCAAAUGACUAUAACGAAUCAUCUUCCCCAAUUACAACUACUCCAAGCAAGAAAAUAAACUCAGGUUUCAACUAUUAUUCGAGUAAUAAAGCUACAAUCACCACUGCAUCAAGUGGUAUUUCAUCAAGUUCAAAUACACCAACCAUUUCUAUGCAAAACCUCUACGAAGACAAUCAUAAACAAAAAGCCUUAGAACUGGAGCAUAGAAUUUUGGGUAAUUUUAGUUUUUAUUUCAUUUUAAAGAGAUUAAAUUUCUCACCAGCAUUAAAGUUAACCGAAGAAUUUGUAAAAUUUAUUGUAUUAAAAGUUAUGGAUAAUGAUAAUGGUGUUGAUGUUUUAACAACAAAAUUAUUAGCCCCACCAUUAGUUAAUAAGGUAUGGUGUGAAGUUAUUUUAAAUACUAUUAAAUAUAAAGAAUUAUUAAAUUUAAUUAGAUCAGAAGUUCAUCACAAUCCAAUUUUUGGUAUGAAUGAUUCAUUGGAUGUAAAGAGAAAGCGUUAUGAACGUUGUAUUGAACUUUACACUUUCUAUUUCAAUUGCAAUCCAACCGAAACCAAUCCAGAAAUAUGGCCACCAAACUUAUAUUUAGAUAAUGACGUCUCUGGUUACUCAUUAGAGGGAGACGAUGAUACAAUUCAAGUAAUUAAUGAUAGUCCACAAAACUUAACCCCGCAACAAAUCCACAAACUUCAGCAACAAAAUGAAUACUACCAAAAUAAAAUUUCACGUUUAGAGAAAGAACUUUAUAAAAAUAAUAGUAACAAUAGUAAAAUAAAUAACAUUAGUAAAAAUAAUAUUAACGAUAGUAGCUUUGAUAGUAUUGACGAACAUCAUGAUCACGAAGACAUUGAAGUAGUUUCAGCUAAUAAUAAAAAAAAAUCACAUAAACAUCAACAACAACAACAAGAACAAGAACACCAAGAGGAACACCAAGAACAAGAGCAACAAGAGCAACAAGAACAACCACAAGGCGAUAGUAGUGAUGGUGAAUCAAAUCUCGAAAUGGAUCUCGAAAAUCAUAAUGAAAAUAAUACCAACAAAAAAGCAAAUGGUAUCAAUGGUCAUCAUCGUAGUAAUGGCAGCGGCGAAUAUACUGAUAAUGAUGAAAAAAACGAUAGUGGUAACAACGAAGAUAAUGAGGACAUUAAUGUCCAGAUUAGCACCAACAAAGGCCAAUUCGUAUAUAACAUCAAAAAAUCUCAACCAUUUAAAAAGAUCAUGGAUUCAUCAUCAAAAAAGAUUGGCUGUGACUCAAACUCUAUUCGUUUCCUCUUCCGUAAUAAAGCGUUAUCUCCAGAAAGUACACCAGCUUCAAUUGGCUUAGAAAAUAAUGAAAUCAUUGAUUUAAUUGUAACCGAUAAUUAAAAAAAAAAAACCCUCAAAAAAAAAAUAUAUUUUCUAAAAACAAAAAAUAAUUUUAUAAAAUUUAUUAUUAAAUCAUAAAGUGAACCAUUUUAUUAAACAUUAUAAUUAUUAGAUAAAUAAAAUAUUACAUUAAAAAUGUUUUUUUAAUAAAAAUAAUAU
Messenger RNA from Dictyostelium purpureum, 2541 nucleotides. RefSeq lists its product as uncharacterized. Gene Ontology annotation, biological process: protein sumoylation. Gene Ontology annotation, molecular function: ubiquitin-like protein ligase binding; protein tag activity. The transcript is spliced from 2 exons. The record is from RefSeq and is a predicted model, not a curated record. Bases 574 to 2382 code for a protein of 602 amino acids. Gene Ontology annotation, cellular component: nucleus. Lineage: Eukaryota; Evosea; Eumycetozoa; Dictyosteliales; Dictyosteliaceae.